UCUUUUACGUCAACACGUGUGCGGACUUGUAGCGUCAGUCCAGCUCAGUUCAGUACAUCCAUGAGUUUAGUACGUGAAUAUUUGCACGCUCGCAGUUUAAAGGAAGAAACACCGAGAGGGGGUUGCCUUUGCUUUUUACCCCAUGCAGACAUGCUUUCAAACUAGGAUCUAUCGAGCGAUGAGGACUCCUCUACAUCCCCUCAGAGAAGCAGGAGGGCUGGGCUUCACUUUUUGACGGUCUGACUCUGUGGGGAUUGUGCAAAAGUUACCAGAACAUUAAAGGCAAAGCUGCUUUUUGUAACACUGAUGCAACACAGAGUGGAUUUCUGAUUUAAGGAAGCAUGAUUUUGAGGAAAAUACAACCAGGAGCCUGCAGAGCAUGGUUGUCUCGGGUUUCCGUGAGGCAGGAGCUGUGUUUCUUCUCCUCCGUGCCCUCCCAGCCGGUGCCCCCUCUGGCCGAGACCCUGCAGGGCUACCUGAGGGCCCUGGAGCCCCUGCUGCCCCCCGAGGAGCUCAGCCACACCCGGAGGAUGGUGCAGGAAUUCGGGAGGCCGGGCGGCCUCGGUGCACAGCUGCAGGAGGGGCUGGAGAGGAGAGCCAGACACACCAAGAACUGGGUCUCACCCUGGUGGGUGCAGUGGGCGUACUUGGAGAGCAGACAGCCGCUGCCUGUGCACUCAAACCCAGCCAUCUCUCUGCCCAGGAGAGAUUAUAAUGGCUGGAGGAGCCAGCUAGUGUUUGCAUCUAAACUGAUAGCAGCAGUUCUGGACUUCAAGGCCAAAAUCAACACCGGCCAGCUGCCGGUCGAGUACAUGCGAGGGAAGCCUCUCUGCAUGGAGCUCUACCCGCUCCUCUUCUCCUCAUGCAGGAUCCCCGGCCCCAAACACGACUACAUCGCCCACCACGGCCGCUCCCGACGCUCGCCAACACACAUCACAGUCGUCAGGAACUACCAGUUCUUCCAGCUGGAGGUUUACAACAGCGACGGCUCUCGGAUGACGGAGAGUCAGAUCCACAGCCAGCUGCUGAGGAUCAGGUCUCAGUCCUGGAAGACGGACAAAGAGCCGAUGGGCAUCCUGACCAGCGAGCACCGUCACACGUGGGGACAGGCCUACAACCGCCUGCUGAGAGAUAAACUAAACAAGGAAUCAGUUCGGCUGAUAGAGACGGGACUUUUCUCCUUGUGUUUGGAUUCUCCAGUCAUGAGGAUAUCAGAUGAGAAGUACGCCAGCCGUAAGGCAGCGCAGGUUCUGCAUGGAGGCGGGACGUUCUCCAACAGUGGUAACCGCUGGUUUGAUAAAACGCUGCAGUUUGUGGUGGGCGAGGACGGCUCAUGGGGUCUUCUGUAUGAACAAGCCAUAGCUGAGGGUCCGCCCAUAGCAACGCUGCUGGAUCAUAUCCUGGAGUACUGUGAGAAACCAGACCCAAAGAGAGCGCCGCUGGUCCCUCUACCGAUGCCCAAGAAGCUUUACUUUCACAUAGACCGAGAAAUUAAAAGGGACAUAGAGCACGCCAAGCAGAACCUCGAUAUACUGAUCAACGACCUCGACGUGAACGUGUUCAACUUCAAGAGGUUUGGCAAGGAGCUUCCCAAGCAGCACAACAUGAGUCCGAACGCCUUCAUCCAGGUCGCCCUGCAGCUCGCCUACUACAGAGUUCACAGUGAAGUCUGUGCUGCCUGUGAUAUUGUCUCUCAGCGGAUGUUUCGAGGAGGAAGGACAGAAUAUAUCCGCUCGCCCACAAAUCAGACGCUCAAGUUCAUUCUCGCCUUUGAUGAUCCAUCUGUAUCGCGGGAAGCAAAGCUACAGCUAUUCAGAGAAGCUGUUGAUGCCUAUGCAGCUCUGACUAAUCAGGCACUUAAUGGACACGGCAUUGACCGCCACCUGCUGGGGCUCAAGCUGCAGGCCAUCGAGGAAGGACUCAGCAUUCCCAAAAUCUUCAUGGAUACAGCUUACGGCCUGGCAACACACUGGAAACUCCGAACAGGGCAGGUGCCUGCGAACACAGACAGCGUGAUGUGUUUUGGGCCCCUUGUUCCCGACGGUUACGCCAUUUGCUACAACCCCCAGGCCGACCACGUCCACUUCUCCAUCACCGCCUUCAACUGCUGCGAGGAGACACAUGCAGCAACAUUAGCGCGCACGCUAAAGGACACCUUGUGUCAGCUGCAGGAGCUACUGCAGCCUACUGUGUAGAGCUGCUCCUGUCCAACAGCAUAAACCCACUCUUCUACACCUGGAAAAAAACAACAUUUUGUAGAAGUCUUGAUGAGGCUUGUUUUUGACAUGGAUGUUUUCAUGCGCACGCUUCACUUGAGCGGUUAAAUCUGAGAUAGUAUUGAAGACACAGUGUGUCUGAGGUGCUUUUGAUGCAGCAAUAAAUCAUUUUCCUUUUCUAGCAAGAGCUGAGCAAGCAAGAUGCAUUAUAGUUGCUACAGUGGAUGCACUUGGAGGCAGCUAAUGCUACAAUAUAUCUGGGUGAAAGCAAAACAAAGUUAAAACCAGCCUGACACUCCAUCAUUAAUCAGAACAAGCCAAAAACAUGUGUGUGUAAACUGACUGCACUCCUUUCACGAGCCAUGAGAUGACCAGCAGCCUCUAUUGAGAAUAAACAUGUUUCAUGUGUUGCACUGCUGUCAGUUAAUUGACAAAUGUUUAUGGAAACCAUUGAUUUUGUAGCGUAACAAGUCUGUUUUGAAAUGGACCAAACGCCAGAAAGCUGGUUAUUAAUGGUGACAGUGCAUGUAUGUAUUUACUGUAUUUUGAGAUGAAAGUGAAAAGGCUUUGGUCCCCUUGCUGGGGCGUGUUGAUCUGCUCUCAAUCUGCAGGACUGGUUAAUAAAGCCUGUUAUCACAUGA
Siniperca chuatsi (mandarin fish) is the source of this 2857-nucleotide messenger RNA. It is a transcript of the gene cratb, whose product is annotated as carnitine O-acetyltransferase b. The transcript has 15 exons. The coding region runs from base 342 to 2195 and encodes 617 amino acids. Gene Ontology annotation, cellular component: peroxisome. The record is from RefSeq and is a predicted model, not a curated record. Gene Ontology annotation, biological process: carnitine metabolic process, CoA-linked. NCBI's taxonomy places the organism in Eukaryota, Metazoa, Chordata, Actinopteri, Centrarchiformes, Sinipercidae. Gene Ontology annotation, molecular function: carnitine O-acetyltransferase activity.